CCUGUUGAAAAUUUUUGAUGCAUCUUUUCUUAUUACGAAUUUGUCAGUGCAGAAAAGUGAAAUAUAUUUUGUUGUGUUUAUGAUUUUUAAUUAAAUUUUUUAAAUAUAUAUUAUGAAAAAAUGGGACACCAAUUUGAAUUAAAACGUGAAUUUGUUACUCAUAUAGAUGUGAACGGGAAAAUAAUCCCUUUACAAUCGCUACAAUUUCAAAGUUUUCAGGCUGUAUGCGCCCAGAUAAAGAGAAGGCAGACACAAUUUUUUUUCGAUUGUUCUUUUUGCAAUGGAAAUAUUUUUGAAAAAUUCGAAAUUUUUCAUCAUCAUUUCAAUAUAAUACAUAUUGCAACAAAUAAUUUUAAAGUUCCAGAUGGUAAGGCUGAGCAGACAAAGCAUGCAAAAAGGGAACCACAUACAGGAGAUGUGGUCUUACGUCCUGGAAAUGUAUAUUUUUUCAAUUGCAUUGAAUGCGGUGGUUGCUUCGAAACUGUAGAAAUAUAUACAAAACAUUAUUUAUCUAACCAUUAUGGUAGAAGAAAAUCUGCGGAUAUUAAACCAACUCAACAGCAACUUACACAACAUCUAUUAACACAUCCUCAACAACAGCAUCCUCAGCAGCAACAGCAGAUUCCUCAACAAAUCCCACAGCAAAUUCCUCAGCAACUUCAGCCACAGCCACAAUUGCAACCGCCACAACAGCCUCAACAGCAACAACAAGUAAAACCAUAUCAAUGCAUGACUUGUUACAAACUAUUUUCUUCCAAGGGUAAUUUACAAACCCACCAACGUCGCCAUACUGAAGAAAUGAAAUAUUAUCCUUGUCCUUUGUGCAACAAACAAUUGAGCUCAAAAGGAAAUUUAGAAUCCCAUAAAAGAAUUCACACUGGUGAUAAACCAUUUGAAUGCAAUGUAUGCAAAAAAUGUUUUAUAUCUAAGGGAAAUUUGGUUGCCCAUCGACGUCGCCAUUCUGAAACAUUAUAUUUCCCAUGUUUCAUAUGCAACAAAAACUUCGCCUCAAAGGGUAAUUUAGAAUCACAUAAAAGAAUACAUACUGGUGAUAAGCCAUUUGAAUGUUCAGUUUGCCAGAAAAGGUUUAUUUCCAAGGGAAACUUGGUAACCCAUCAGCGUCGUCAUUCUGAAAAUUUUCAAUAUUUUACUUGUUAUAUAUGCAACAAAAAUUUCAGCUCAAAAGGAAAUUUAGAACUUCACAAAAGAAUUCACACUGGCAAUAAACCAUUUGAAUGUUCAGUGUGUAAAAAGCGAUUUAUUUCUAAGGGUAAUUUGGUGGCGCAUCAGCGUAAACAUUCUGACAAUUUUCAAUAUUUUACUUGUUACGUAUGCAACAAAAAUUUCAGCUCAAAAGGAAAUUUAGAACUACAUAAAAGAAUUCACACUGGGGACAGAAGAUAUGAAUGUCCAGUGUGUAAGAAACGAUUCUUUUCAAAGGGGAACUUGAUGACCCAUCAGCGUCAGCAUUCUGAAAAUUAUACUUGUUAUCUAUGCAACAAAAAUUUGAGCUCAAAAGGCAAUUUAGAACUACAUAAAAGAAUUCACACUGGUGAUAGGCGAUAUGAAUGCCCAGUGUGUAAGAAGCGAUUUGUUUCCAAGGGCAACUUGAUGACCCAUCAACGUCGACAUACUGAAACUUUUGCGUUUACUUGUUAUGUAUGCAACAAAAAUUUCAGCUCAAAAGGCAAUUUAGAACUUCAUAAAAGAAUACACACUGGUGAUAAACCAUUCGAAUGUCCAGUGUGUAAGAAGCGAUUUAUUUCCAAGGGUAACCUGAUGGCCCAUCAACGUAAACAUUCUGAUAAUUUCACGUAUUUCUCUUGUUACAUAUGCAACAAAAAUUUCAGCUCAAAAGGCAAUUUAGAACUUCACAAAAGAAUUCACACUGGUGACAAACGUUAUGAAUGUCCAGUGUGUAAGAAGCGAUUUGUUUCCAAGGGUAACCUGACGACCCAUCAGCGUAAACAUUCUGCUAAUUAUACAUAUUUCUCUUGUUAUGUAUGCAACAAAAAUUUCAUCUCAAAAGGCAAUUUAGAACUACAUAAAAGAAUUCACACUGGUGUUAGACCAUUUGAGUGUCCAGUGUGUAAAAAGCGCUUUAUCGCAAAGGGAAAUUUACGUGUCCAUCAGCGUCGUCAUGACGCUAAUUUUGUGUAUUUUCCGUGUCCAAUGUGCAACAAAAGUUUCAGCUCUAAGGGCAAUUUAGAAUCUCAUAAGAGACUUCAUACUGGUGAUAAAUCGUUUGAAUGCUCUGUUUGCAAGAAAUGCUUUGUAUCGAAGGGGAAUUUGGAUGCGCAUCUUCGUAUUCAUACUGGAGAGAAACCGUUUAAAUGCGACAUUUGUGGAAAACCAUUUGCAGCAAAAGGUAAUUUAGAAACCCAUGUACGCACUCAUUUGGGUGAAAAACCAUUUAAUUGUAUGAUUUGUUCAAAAUCGUUUACAUCAAAAGGUAACCUUGAAAGUCAUCAGCAACGCCAUACUGGAGGUCAAUAUCAAUGCGAUUUGUGCGAAAAAUCAUUCAUUACUGAAAAACUAUUGGAAAAGCAUAAGAACAAGCAUAACGCUCAGAAAGUUUACAAAGUUUUAUAAAUUUUGCAAACUGAAAGUAAAUAACAGAAAAGAAAAAGAAAACAUUAAAAGAAAAUACAUAACAAUUUCUAAAAAAAAAAAAAAAACAAAAAAAGCAAACUACUUUUGAUGAAGGUGGAAGCAGAGAAGAUGGAAGAGAUUGGAGGAUGUAUUGAAGAAAAUGGAAAACGUGUUGAACUAAUAGAAGAAGGCAAUGUAAUAAUUAUAGAAGCAUGAUAAGUAAAAGAUAAUGGCAAAAAAUAAAUUAAAAAAAGUAAACUUAUUCAAUAAAACUAAAUAAUAAAAAAAAAAAGAAAAACUAAAAAAGCAAACAAACCACAUUAUUAAGGAAAUAAUGAUAUAAAAAAAACUAAUAAUAAUAAAAAUUAUAUAAAAAAAUAAAUAUUUUAAAUAAGAAUAGUAAAGAUACAAAUGAAAUCACAACUCGUCAAAACAAAACAAACAUACAAGCAAACUGAAAACAAAAAAAAAAAACAAAUAUAAAAAUGAUAACAUAUUGCAAUUAUUGGUGUUUUAGAAGUAUACAUUCAUAAAAAAAAAAAAAAAAAAAAAAAAAACAUUAAAAAAAAUAAAACUUAU
This is a messenger RNA of Condylostylus longicornis, 3171 nucleotides long. RefSeq names its product gastrula zinc finger protein XlCGF57.1-like. The transcript is spliced from 12 exons. Gene Ontology annotation, cellular component: nucleus. The record is from RefSeq and is a predicted model, not a curated record. Gene Ontology annotation, molecular function: RNA polymerase II cis-regulatory region sequence-specific DNA binding; DNA-binding transcription activator activity, RNA polymerase II-specific. Lineage: Eukaryota; Metazoa; Arthropoda; Insecta; Diptera; Dolichopodidae. The coding region runs from base 121 to 2592 and encodes 823 amino acids. Gene Ontology annotation, biological process: regulation of transcription by RNA polymerase II.